AUUUAUCGUUAGCGCUACGUUUGCCUGAUGGACAACGGUGAUGUUAAUCUUGAGGAAGGAGAGCUUGAUGUAGAUCUCAGUGAUGAUGAAGGCAGCAAGUCCAAAAAUGAAAAUGAUUAUACAAAAUUAGAGAAACUGGGUGGAGAAGUUGAGGUAAAAAAACACAAGAAGAAAGAGAAGAAGGCAAAGAAGGAAAAGAAGCACAAAAAGAAGAAGAAAAAACACAGACGCGAAGUAGAGGAUAAAUGUUCUCUUAAUAAUGGGGACGUCCAAUCACCUGUAAAAGAACCGAAGUUAGAAGAACCUAACAGCCUCAAAAAUGAAGUAAAUGACAUCCCGGUUGUCCAAAAACGUGUCCCUAUCUCUUUGGAAGAGCUGAUUCUAAGAAGGAAAGCAGAAGAGGCAGAAUUAGUUAAACCAAAAUUUAUUUCUAAGGAGGAGCGUAUUCAACAGGCUAUUCAAAGAAGACAAGCUGAAGUCCAAGCUCAACGUGAAAAGCAAAUGGAGGCUUUCAAAAAACAGACCGAAUAUCUUGAAGGCGCCAAAGGUUAUAUUCAUCUGUAUUAUUAUUGUUUUAGAUUUAGAACGAAAAAGACGCGCCGAAGAUUUUCAAGAAAAAAUGAGACAGCAUCGAUACUCUAGAAAUACUGGAAAGAGAGCAGUUCAAGAGGAAGGUUCGGUUGAUAAGAUGAACUCUAUUUCACAAGAAGAACAGGCUAUCAAAGAGCGUUACUUGGGUCAGAAGCGUCUGACAAAGCGUCGACCUAGACGACUUAAUGAAAGAAAAUUUGUAUUUGACUGGGAUGCUGCCGAUGAUACUAGCCAGGAUUACAACCCGCUGUACAAAGAGAAACACCAGAUCCAGUUUUUUGGCCGUGGACAUAUUGGUGGUAUUGAUAUCAAACAACAAAAAAAAGAAAUCGGACGCUUUUAUUCAAAACUGUUAGAAAGCCGCCGUUCUGAUACCCAGAAAGUUCAAGAAAAGAAGCGUCUGAGUGGUGUAGCGAAGCGCGAAGCCAAGCAGAAAUGGGAUGACAGACACUGGACAGAAAAAGCUCUUGAUCAGAUGACUGAACGCGAUUGGCGAAUCUUCCGCGAAGAUUUUAAUAUAUCUACCAAAGGAGGUAAUAUUCCAAACCCUCUUAGGUCUUGGGCCGAAAUGAAUGUUGCUGAUGAACUUAAGGAUGUUAUUAAAAAGGUUGGUUAUCCCGAACCAACACCGAUUCAACGUCAAGCAAUACCAAUAGGUCUACAAAACCGUGAUAUUAUUGGUGUUGCAGAAACAGGCUCAGGAAAAACUGCAGCGUUCCUUAUACCUCUGUUGAAUUGGAUUCAGCGACUUCCAAAACUAGAGAGACUUGAAGAUACGGAACAAGGACCAUAUGCUAUCAUUAUGGCUCCUACUAGAGAGUUGGCGCAGCAAAUUGAGGAAGAAACUGUGAAAUUCGGUCGACCAUUGGGAAUCAAAACGGUUUCGCUGAUUGGUGGUCUGUCGCGUGAAGAACAAGCUCUAAAGCUUCGGAUGGGCGCCGAAAUAGUUAUUGGUACUCCUGGUCGUUUAAACGAUGUUCUGGAAAACCGGUACAUGGUACUUAAUCAAUGUACUUACAUUGUUUUAGAUGAAGCUGAUAAAAUGAUUGAUAUGGGUUUCGAACCUGAGGUCAACAAUAUUCUCACGUAUUUACCGGUUACAAAUGAGAAGCCUGAUAAUGAAGAUGCUGAAGAUGAUUCGAAGCUUUUAAGCAAUUUUGCAACCAAACAUAAGUAUCGUCAAACCGUCAUGUUUACAGCUACCAUGCCUCCAGCAGUUGAACGUCUUGCUCGUUCCUAUUUAAGGCGACCCGCGAUGGUAUAUAUUGGAAGUGCUGGUAAACCUACAGAACGAGUGGAACAAAUUGUUUAUAUGGUUUCAGAACAAGAAAAGAGGAGAAAACUACUGGAAAUACUUGCUGCAGGACUUGAUCCACCUGUGAUCAUUUUUGUCAAUCAGAAAAAAGGUGCUGAUGUUCUUGCUAAAGGACUAGAAAAGCUUGGAUACAGCGCUGUUGUUUUACAUGGAGGCAAAGGACAGGAACAAAGAGAAUAUGCUUUGGCAAGUUUGAAGUCUGGUCAAAAGGAGAUCUUGGUCGCAACUGAUGUUGCUGGUCGUGGCAUUGAUAUCAAGGAUGUAUCAAUGGUUAUAAACUAUGACAUGUCUAAAACAAUUGAUGAAUAUGUACAUCGCAUUGGGCGUACUGGACGUGCUGGCAAGUCUGGUAUUGCAAUCUCACUGCUUACGAAGGAAGAUGCUCCUGUAUUUUAUGAUUUGAAACAAUUAUUAAUCCAGUCUCCUGUAUCGACUUGUCCUCACGAACUUGCCAAUCAUCCGGAUGCUCAAACAAAGCCAGGUAUAUUAGCCGCAAAGAAACGACGCGCUGAAGAGACAGUUUAUAUUACGUAGAGAAAUAGACCUGAUUCUCGUUGUGUUCGGGUUUUUGUUAUUCCAGCUUGUAAAUACAGGAAAUAGUCCAGCUGCUAUUUACUACAUCUAAAAGCUGUUGUACGUUAGUACCACUGUUUUUCAGUGUAUUUGUACAUAAUACAUAAACUGUUAAUAAAAUCUUUGAUACUGUA
Messenger RNA from Schistosoma turkestanicum, 2613 nucleotides. The record is from the annotation of a GenBank genome assembly. Lineage: Eukaryota; Metazoa; Platyhelminthes; Trematoda; Strigeidida; Schistosomatidae.